Molecule: messenger RNA, 2289 nt
Organism: Cucumis melo (muskmelon)
Lineage: Eukaryota; Viridiplantae; Streptophyta; Magnoliopsida; Cucurbitales; Cucurbitaceae
Product: cell division control protein 48 homolog B
Exons: 13
Coding region: 394-2238 (614 amino acids)
Molecular function (GO): ATP binding; ATP hydrolysis activity
Source: RefSeq, a predicted model, not a curated record
ACCCCUAAAACCCAUAAACGCCUUCCAGCCGCAGCAACACCAUCGGACGGUGAAAACGUGGCCUCCAUUGAAGACGGCGGCGACGACUAGGACGGAAGCUAUUCUCUUAAUUAUUCUAAUCUUUGUUUUGCUUUCUUUCACCGUCUUUCCUUAACACUGUUAAGCGACCCAAAGCACGGCGGACUCUGUAUCCCAUUGAAGAAAUUCAGUAGCGGUAAGCAGCUGCUCGGUGUUAAGUAAAUUUUCGGCAGUACGUGGAACUAGAGCAACGACAAUGGAAUGAAUAGGAUCCGGUUUCAACGUGUACUUGGCUGUUUUGCUCACUUUGUUCUGGUUCUGAGAAGAAUUACACUUCUGAGUUCGGAUUUAGAGGUUGAUUCUUAGUGCUUUCACAUGGAGGAUCAGAGUUCUGUGAGUGGUAAUUGUGGUAAUGGUAGCGAGAAUAAGUGGAGAGCUGAGGAAGCCAUUGCUGGAAACUCCGAGGCCCUUAAAGCAUUGAGAGAGCUGAUCGUGUUCCCGCUACUAUUCUCACAGGAAGCUAAAAAAAUCGGUCUGAAAUGGCCUCGUGGCUUGCUUUUAUACGGUCCCCCCGGCACUGGCAAGACAAGUUUAGUACGUGCAAUUGUUCAGGAAUCCGGUGCACAUUUAACCACUAUCAGUCCUCAUUCAGUUCACAGAGCACAUGCCGGAGAAAGUGAAAAAGUUCUGCGCGAGGCCUUCACCAAGGCAUCAUCUCUUGCAAUAUCCGGAAAGCCAUCAGUUAUCUUUAUAGAUGAAAUUGAUGCACUUUGUCCUCCUCGAGAUUCGAGGAGAGAGCAAAAUGUUCGUAUAACCACUCAACUUUCUAUACUGAUGGACUCCAAUAAGCAAUCAGCAUCUGGUAGACCACACGUUGUUGUAGUUGCAUCAACUAACAGAGUGGAUGCCGUUGACCCUGCACUUAGAAGGUCAGGGCGUUUUGAUGCUGAAAUAGAAGUAACAGCACCAACUGAGGAUGAAAGAUAUCAAAUUCUUAGGCUGUACACAAGGAAGGUUCAAUUGAAUCCAGAAGUUGAUUUACGAGCAAUAGCUGCAUCUUGCAAUGGGUUUGUAGGAGCUGACUUGGAGGCUUUGUGUCGUGAGGCUGCAAUGGCUGCAUUGCAAAGGUGCUCAGGUACGAAUGAGAAUGCUAUUCUCUGUAUGACAACAGAAGACUGGAAGCAUGCAAGAUCUAUCGUUGGCCCAAGUAUGACUAGAGGCAUAACUGUGGAAGUUCCGAAUGUGACUUGGGAUGAUAUUGGAGGACUUAAAGAUUUAAAAAAAAAGCUACAACAAUCAGUCGAGUGGCCUAUCAAACACGCCGCUUCUUUCUCAAAGUUGGGUAUAUCGCCUGCACGAGGGAUUCUUUUGUACGGGCCUCCAGGUUGCUCAAAAACAACCCUAGCUAAAGCAGCUGCGAAUGCUGCUCAAGCAUCCUUUUUCUCACUUAGCGGUGCAGAGAUGUAUUCUAUGUAUGUUGGUGAGGGAGAGGCCCUACUGCGCAAUACUUUUCGAAGAGCUCGUCUUGCUGCACCAAGCAUAAUAUUUUUUGAUGAGGCUGAUGUUGUUGCUGCCAAGAGAGGCGGGAGUUCAAGCGGGAACACCACCGUAGGGGAGAGGCUUCUUUCUACAUUAUUAACUGAAAUGGAUGGUCUUGAAGAAGCAAAAGGAAUACUAGUUUUAGCUGCUACAAACCGUCCUCAUGCCAUUGACGCCGCACUUAUGCGACCAGGGCGCUUUGACUUGGUGCUCUAUGUCCCUCCACCAGAUUUAGAUGCUCGUUAUGAGAUACUACGUGUCCAUACUCGUCCAAUGACAAUCGGAAGUGAUGUCGACCUCAAAAAAAUAGCAGAGGAUACAGAGCUGUUCACCGGGGCCGAACUCGAAGGCCUGUGUAGGGAAGCCGGAAUGGUUGCUUUAAGAGAAGACAUAACUGCUAGUGUUGUGUGUGGUCGCCAUUUCCAAACGGUAAAGGAUGCUUUGAAACCAGCUUUAACCUUGGAAGAUAUUGCUGUAUACUCCACUUUUAUGAAGACCCGUUCUGCUCUGCCUUCACAACAUGCCGAUUUAAGUUCAAAGAAUAAGAUUAAGAGUGAAAGAAAUUUGUUUGGUCCUGUUUCUUUGGUUAAACUUGGUUUAGUUGGCUGUUUCUUCCUUGUUCUUGCCAAGUACUUUCUCUCAAAAGAACAUCAAGUUGAGCAUGAAUUGAUGACUACCUAGAUUCCUUUUAUCUAUAAAUUUUAGUUAAAAACCUUCCCAUUUUGUACUAAA